GGUCCCCGCGCCGGCGCUGACGCUGGAGGAGCUGCGGGCGUUCCUGGAGCAGAUGAACCAACUGCCCUGCGUGAUGCACCAGAUCGGGGACGUGCAGGCCCUGCUGGACCGAGUGGAAGCCUUCCAGGCCGAGGCCCGGGCCGCGCUGGCCGUUGCCGCUCCGGGCGCGGGGGCCCUGCAGGAGCUGCUGGAGCGCGGGGCCCGCCUGGGCGUGGAGGUGCCCGAGGGCCGGCGGCUGGAGCGGCAGCUGGCCCAGGCCGCGUGGCUGGAGGAGGGUCGGCCACGCUGCGCUCCCCCCGCGCCCCGCGUCCCCCUGCCCGUCAUGCGCGGCCUCAUCCAGGCCGGCCGCACCGUGGCCCCCAGCCCCGCCGUGGACGUGGCCAUGGCCGAGCUGCAGGAGCUGCUGACCAUCGCCCAGCGCUGGGAGGAGAAGGCCCAGAUGUGCCUCGAGGCCAGGCAGAAGCACCCCCCGGCCACGCUGGCUGCCAUCAUCAAGGAGGCCGAGAACAUUCCAGCGCUGCUGCCCAACAUCCAGGCCCUGAAGGAGGCCCUGGGCAAGGCCCGAGCCUGGAUCGCCGACGUCGAGGAGAUCCAGAACGGUGACCAUUACCCAUGCCUGGAUGACCUGGAGGGUCUGGUGGCCGUGGGCCGGGACCUGCCCGUGCGCCUGGAGGAGCUGCGGCAGCUCGAGGUGCAGGUGGGCACCGCGCACUCCUGGCGGGACAAGGCCUCCCGCACCUUCCUCAAGAAGAACUCCUGCUACACCCUGCUCGAGGUGCUGUGUCCCUGCGCCGACGCCGGCUCCGACAGCAGCAAGAGGCUCAAGUGGCGGCAGGAGCCGGGGCUCUACCGCCUGGACGCCGAGAGCUUGGGGCUGUCAGCGCAGGACCUGCGGGACCCCGGGGCCGUGAUUGUGGCGUUCAAGGAGGGCGAGCAGAAGGAGAAGGAGGGAAUGCUGCGCCUCCGCCACGCCAACGCCCAGAAAUCGGCGCCGCCCCUGCCGGGCCCGGGCCCUCCCUCCUGCGUGUGCGGGCAGCCCUCUCUGGGCCGGCCAUGCUGCAGUGCCAGCUCUGCCGGGACUGGUUCCACGGCUCCUGCGUGGCCUGGCCCCGCCUGGGCUCCCAGAAACCAUCCCCGGCCUGGUGGGAGUGGGACUCCAAGUUCCUGUGCCCGCUGUGCCAGCGCUCGCGGCGGCCGCGCCUCGAGACCAUCCUGGCGCUGCUGGUGGCCCUGCAGAAGCUGCCGGUGCGGCUGCCCGAGGGCGAGGCCCUGCAGUGCCUCACCGAGAGAGCCAUCACCUGGCAGGACCGCGCCACGCCAGCUCCUGGCCUCCCCCGAGGUGGCCGGGCCCCUGGAGCGCCUGGCGGCCCUGAGGCAGCGGCUGUGCCACGGCGAUGGUGACGGAGCCCUGCGCGAGGCCAGCCGCAACGAGCAGACCAAGGUGUCGGUGGAGAACGGGGACGCCCCCAGCCCGGAGAAGAACGGAGCCCUGCCCUCGGAGCUGGAGGCGCUGGGCGCGGCGCUGCCGCGGCUGCAGGGCCCGGUGCUGGAGCUGCCCGAGGCGGCGCGGCGGCCGCUGGAGGAGCUGAUGAUGGAGGGGGACCUGCUGGAGGUGACGCUGGACGAGGCCCAGAGCAUCUGGCGGCUGCUGCAGGCGACGCGCCCGCCCCCGCUGGGGCUGUUCCGCCUGCUGCUCGAGCUGGAGCAGGCCGAGCGCCGGGGGCCUCGGGCCCGCGGCCGGGACCCCGAGAGGCGCCGGAAGCGCCGGGCGGAGCGGGGAGGGGGGGGGCACCUCCUGCCCUCCCUGGCCAAGGAGGAGCUGGAGCCAAAGAGGAGCCGGGGAACCGAGGGCGGGGGCGACCCCCGGGACCCCCGGGACAGCCCCACGGCCGGGGCCCAGACCCCGGGGGACUCGUGACGCGGCGCCCCCAGCUCGGACACACAGACACAGACACAGACACGGACGGACCGACGGACGCGCCCGACACGGUGGGGAUGGACUGGGAGGGGCCAGCCCGGCCCCGCCCCCUCACCCUGAGCCCCUCCCCCCCAUCCCCACCCCCCCCCCCCCCCGAUUUGGGGCUGGGGGUGCUGGGGGGGGGGGGUGGGGGUCUCUCCCCUCUCCCCUCCCCCCCCCGCGAUGUAAUUAUUUCAUUUCUUUCUUUUGUAUCGUUCAGCCCCGGGGGGGCCCCAAAACGGGGAGGGGGAGCCCCCAAAAUGGGGAGGGGGAGCCCCCCCAGAAUGGGGGAGGGGGAGCCCCCCCAAAAUGGGGAGGGGGAGCCCCAAAAUGGAGGGGGAGGGGCCCCAACCAGCACAGCAGGGCCAGCCCCUCCCCCCCGCCCCUCCCCCACCGGGUUUUUUAUAGGAUUUGGGGGGGGUGGGGGUGGGGGCGGGGCGGAUUUGGGGCUCCCCCUGCCCCUCCCCCCCUCCCCUCCCCCACACUAACGAGGCUCGAGCUCUUCGGAGCGGGGGGGGCGGGGCCGGCCCUUAUUUUAUUGUAUUAUGAUUUUUUUUAUUAUUAUUAAACUUUGGAGGUUAAAAA
Agelaius phoeniceus (red-winged blackbird) is the source of this 2542-nucleotide messenger RNA. Lineage: Eukaryota; Metazoa; Chordata; Aves; Passeriformes; Icteridae. The record is from RefSeq and is a predicted model, not a curated record.